Molecule: messenger RNA, 6735 nt
Organism: Anopheles nili
Lineage: Eukaryota; Metazoa; Arthropoda; Insecta; Diptera; Culicidae
Product: polyhomeotic-proximal chromatin protein
Exons: 7
Coding region: 1-5709 (1902 amino acids)
Cellular component (GO): PRC1 complex; nucleus
Molecular function (GO): zinc ion binding; protein binding
Source: RefSeq, a predicted model, not a curated record
AUGGUUGUCCAGAACCAGACGCCCAGUGAAAUCAUGGUAUCUGAACAUUACGAUAAUCUCAAGAAGCAACAGCAACAGCAACAACAACAACAGCAGCAGCAGAGCCAGGACGAUUCUAGUUCCGCCACCGUCGUAACCAUCGAGCUGCCCUGGAAUCCGAUCAUCAAAGCAGGAGCUCAGUCACCAGCGGCCGCCUGUACAGCACCCAGUGCUCUCUCGCCGCACUCAACGAUCACGGUUGUCGGUGGAACCGGUGUUGCUGGUGGCCAUCACAGUAACUCCCAGUCACCGGGACUUCGGUUGCAAGCACAACCGGUCCAUCCUACGACAUCGUCCCCGCUGCGUACGGUCAGCGGCACUACGACAAUCGUUCUGACCGGAAGUGGAACUGUUCCGCCUGCAGACGGCAGCCAACGUUCGUCGCUCAAGUGCCUGGAAACGCUCGCCGAAAAGGCGGGCAUCACGUUCGACGACACGUACGACUUCCUACCCGACACGCUGGAGAAAUCCCAGAGCCCGGCGCAGGUGGCCCAACAAGCCGCGGUGCCCCUGCAGCUGUCGCAAGAGCAACUGUUCCAGUACCAGCAGCUCCAGGCGUACGGAGGCACGAUCCAGGUGAAGCAAGAGUACAACCCCACGGCAACCGGUCAACCCGGCACGGCCGGCGUUGACCACCAGCAGCAACAACAGCAGCAACAACAGCAGCAGCAACACCAGCAGCAGCUCCAGCAGGCCCAGCAACAGCAGCAAGUGGCUCAGCAACAGCAAGCGGCUCAACAGCAACAGCAACAGAUGCAGGUCCUCGCAGAAGCAAGUGGUGUGGCGCCACCCCAAAGCCCACACCACGCUCAAACCCUGCAACAGCAAGCCGCCCAGCAGCAGCAACAACAGCAGCAACAGCAACAAUCGGCAGCGGCCGCAGCCGCAGCCAUCAACACGAUGCAAGCGAUGGCAACCGGACAGCAGUUGUCAUCAGCGGAUUGGCAGCAUGGACGAAUGGUCGUACAGCAACCGAUCUCGAAUCCGCAGUAUCUGCAGCAGCUGUACGGUACGCAACCGAUCGUGUUCCCACCAUUAGCCGGUCAGCAACAGUUCCAGUUGAUUACGGCUUCGAAGCCCUUCCAGGGCACGCCACAGAUGUUGACGACGACGGGCAAGCAAGUGAUCGGUACGACGGGUGCGGGCAAUUUCAACACGCCCUUCACGUUCUUCUCACCCGUCAGUGUGGUCAAUUCGCAGCCACAGGCACAGGCGCAGAAUUUGUUGCCGGCGUUGAGUGCGACCGCGGCUCAGACGGCUGUGGCUGCUGCUACGGGAGCGACCGGUGGCAAACCGGCUACGACACACCAGCAACAGCAGCAUGACAUGCAGAAGGCACUUCAGAAUGCGGUUGCUGCGGCCACCGUUGCUAAUCCGGGACAGAAAGUGCAGCUCCAGAAGUUGGGAGCGGCUGCGGCAGGUUUAGCUGGAGCAGGUGGAGCUAGUGCUCAGCAGAACCUGGCAGCUCUAACACAGCAGCAAGCAGCGGCCGGACAGCAGUGUGUACAAGUGUCCCAAACGCCGAUGCAAGCAGCUCAGCUGCUUAGUCCGCUGCAACAACAGGGCGCUCAGCAGAUGCAAUUUUCUACCCAGUGGCCGUUGCAGGGUCAGAUUUGGUCCACCCCGAACGGUUUCGUCACUUCGAACUCGAUCAUCAUCCGUGGCACAAAUCCGGACGGUACACCGAACGUGUUCAUCCCGAGUGCUCAGCAGACGCUUCAGCAGGCGGCGCAAGCACACAACCAAACGCUCACACUGCCCUGCGCGAUCGCCCAAUCCCCACAGCAGGUGUCCCAGCAGCAGCAACAGCAGCAACAGGUUCAGCAACAGCAGCAGCCAGCAGCACAACAGAACCAAACUGCGGGUCCUGCUGCGGGACAGGCUGGCCAGUUGACGGGCACAACAACCGCAGCGAACCAAGCCAUCGGAACGGCUGGUGUCGGUACGGGAAUGCAGGCUCAGAAAGCUCUAUCGGGACAGACGUUGGGUUCGAAACAGGGCCAAAGGCCCCAGAUACUGCCACAGGGAGCGUCCCCUAUCAGACCAUCGGUGUCGACGCAAACGGCCCAGGCCCAACAGAGCCUGCUGAACAAGUCCGGCAACAAGAUGCGCAACAAGCAACCGAUCGUGCGGCCAGCGGGUCCGAUGAUCAAGACCGAGCUGGGAGCUAGUGGGCCAACGACACCGCAGAAGCUCGGUCAGGUGACCGCACAGUCGGCAACACCUCAGCCGCAGCUGCAGCAGGUGGUCACCAGCAAUGGAAAAGUGGUGUUGAUGAAUGCAGGAACGGCGUUGAAUUCGGCAGUGCUCAACAUGCCACUAUUGGGUGACAGUAAACAGCAGCAGCAGCAACAACAGCAGCAUCAGCAGCAGCAGCUGCAGCUACAGCAGCACAUAAAGACUGCUCAGCAGCAGCAACAGACUGGCAAUCCGCACAUUUUGCUUCAGCAGCAGGCCAUUUACCAGCAGCAAAUGAUGCAACAACAGCAACAGCAACAGCAGCACGCUCAGCAACAGCAAGCACAGCAGCAGGCCGUUGCACAACAGCAGCAACAGCUCCAGCAGCUGCAUCAACAAAUUCUGCAACAAGCGGCCGUCGCUGGUCAAGCGAAUCAAGCACAGCUGCUGACAAGCGCGGCUCAGCAGGGUCAACUGGUACAGGCGGCAACGGCAGGAGGCCCACAGCAGAGUGGCAUCGUGCACCAGCUCGUAUUCCAGCAGGGUCAACCGAAUCAGCCUGGCAUGAUGAUCAACGUAUCGUCCGACGCACUGCUCCAGCAACAGCAACAGGUGCAGCAAGCGCAGCAACAAGCUGCCCAGCAGCAAGCUCAACAGCAAGCACAGCAACAGCAGCAGCAACAACAGCAAGCCCAGCAGCAACAGCAGGCGCAACAAAACGCCCUUCAACAGUUGGCAGCAGGCCAGCAGGCAGCUGCCGGUGGUCAAGUUGGAAAGGCUGCUGGAGCAGCCGCUGCCGCGGCCACACAGAUGAUAAUGGCAGCCUCACUGGGACAACCUGGUGGUGGUGAUCGCACAACGAUCGUAUCACAAAGCGGCCAGGCACUCCAGAUCGAUCGAAGCCUACUACCGGUGUCAAUCGCCAGCAUGUCAGGUAACCCGAUCGUGGUGACGAGCAACGGUGCCACCAUUUCGCCCAUCCAUCAGGGGGCGCACCAGUCAAAUGCUGUUACUGCGGGUGUGGUAGCUUCCGGAGCACUUCAAUCCGCCCAGCAGCACCACUCGCAGAUACUCGUAUCGUCGAUGCCGAGCUCGACGGUACACCAACCGGGACAGAAUCCAAUCAUGGCCAUGACAUCUCUGUCGGCGGCCCCAAUGUCGGUCGCCUCGAUCAUCAGCUCGGGUGCGAUUCCUUCGAUUUCCUCCGGUGCCAUUACGACGACUGCCUCACUGGGACCAUCACAGGCAGCCACUCUCGUUGCGUCGGCCAGUGGUCCGGCCACUGCCCUGCUUGCCUCCAGCAAGGACACCGAUCCGAAAGCGAUCAGCGUGGCAAUGCAUCAACUCCAGCAGCUUUCAACACCACAAAAGCAACUUCAACAGCAGCAGCAGCUGGAAAACAUGAACGCACAGGCGGCGGCUUCAAUCGUCGGUGGAACUGCCGGUGCCAUAGCGAUGCUUGGAGGUUCUCCGAUGGCAGCUGGUGGCGCGCAACUGCCUGGAUCCUUGGCCAGUUCGCCAAUGGGUCUGCUAGCCGCGGGUGGAAAACUUCCCACACCGAUGGGAACACCCGGUGGUAUUAUGGGUUCACCGCAGACACCGGCAGGCGUUAAAUUGGGCAUGUUCCAGACGUCACCUAGUCCCCAGUUGCAGCCUAACACGACCGGUGUUAAUUCAGGUGUGCCUGGCAGUGGAUCCAUGGACACGUCGUCAAAGGAAAAAUCAUUUACAGCUAACGCCACCGCUGAAGUUGCUGGAAAAGAUUCCGAUCAAUCGCCCACAACAGGCACAGCUGAUAAUGCAUCCGAUACGCAACUGAACGGAACCGCAAGCAGCAACAACACCAGCACGCCAAUGGAUACUUCACCAGCAGUUGGUGCCGGUAUCGCCUCUCCGGCGACUUCCUCCGUCACCAGCACGAACGGACCCGGUGGAGAUCUAGCAACAUCGCUAUCAUCUCUCGCACCCGUCUCCUCCAUGGCUUCGUUACUACCCGCAUCGCUUCCUCCCGUGACACCCGUUAGUGGUGCCGCAUCUGGGACGACCUCCGUAACGGCUUCGUCAGCUUCUUCUGUCAAUUCCUCAGUCAUUCCGGCAACUUCCACGCCCGGAUCGGCUACUGAGGAACCUAGCAAAGACACCCUCGGAACGACCCCAUCUACGGUGGCUUCCGUUUCCUCGUUCGCAACCGUACCCACCACCACGGUCACGAGCAUGUCGAUGGCAACGAGUAGUAGCACCACCACCAGCACACCGUCAAGUGGGGUGUCCUCGACAGCGACGGGAACCGCGAUCGCUACGAUCACAGGAACGUCGGCCAUUCCCGUCAGCAAUAUCGGACCCAACGGGUUACUUUCCACCAACGGAAGUGUGUCUGUUGCUGCGACAAUGGCAUCUUCGUGCGUAACAACAUCAUCCACCGGAGGGUUGCCACCGAAAACGAGCAGCAACGCAGAUAAGGGUGGCAUUCCUAAGGCGACGAUCAAACCGAAUGUGCUGACGCACGUUAUCGAAGGAUUCGUCAUUCAGGAAGCGAAUGAACCGUUCGCUGUACAGCGGCAACGUUACCCCGAACGGGACACCUCCGAUGAACCGCCGAAAAAACGCACCACGAACGAAGGAAAUUGUCCCGUUUCGCCCUCUGUCACGCCCACCGGAGAUAUGGCCAAUUGCGAAGUCUGCGGCAAGGCGGAAAUGCGUAGCAAAAUGAAGCGCAAGCGAUUCUGUAGCGUCUCGUGUGCGCGCUCAGCUAAGCAAGGUUCUACCGAACAGCUUUCGACUCCGGUUCAGAACGGCACGUCCGGUGUCGUGGCGGUUCCACAAGGAACCAAUGGAACGUCAACACCGACCACACCGAUGGAGAACGCUAUCGUUGGUUCCAUGAACGGAGUUGCGCCUUCUGGGCCUGCUGGUGUCGUCGCAAUACCGGGAGUUGAUGCUGGUGCGAUCGGGUCGCUACCACCGCUUGGAGGCUUGGGAACACCGGCACUACUAACGCCUGUGGCCGUGGGUGGUGUCCUGCCCAACCUUAAGCUCGAACAGGAUCAGCAACUGCAGGCUCAGCAGCUGUUGCAGCUCCAGCAGCUUCAAUCGACGGCAACUCCGGGUGUGAAUCCGGCCCAACCCAACGCCACGGUGCCUCUAUUGGUCGCUGAUGUACCGGCGGUACCAUCAACGCCUGUUGCUGUGGCAGCUGCUGCUGUUGCGGCAGCAGCUGCGGCUUCCGCUAGUAGCGAAGAAGGAUCAUCUAUCCUGCGGUGGACGGUGCAGGAUGUGUACGAGUUCAUUAGGGCACUGCCUGGCUGUGUAGAUUAUGCGGAGGAUUUCGUGAGCCAGGAGAUCGAUGGUCAAGCAUUGCUGCUGUUGAACGAAAACCACCUCGUCACCACGAUGGACAUAAAGCUGGGCCCGGCGUUGAAGAUUGUCGCGAAAGUAAACUCCUUGAAAACCAUCGUCGCACCGGCGGCGGAAGGACAGCAGCCUGCGGCGUAAAUGUGCUUUUUGGAGAUGCGGCUCGAACAACUGAGAAAGGAUCUGAAUCUGACGAAAGUGUGUCUGAUUCGAUCAUUAUGUAUAUUUAUGUAUGCGUUGGUGAGCCUGUGGGACAAGAUGUGCGUCUCGGUGUACAAAAGAGGGGCCUCAUGAAACUCAUUUUUUAAGAAUACUGCGUAGAAUUAGCGUAUAGAACGAACUGCAAGAAGAAAAAAAAACGGACAGGAUAAAGGAUUAUAUCAGUUAAUUUAUUUCAUUCAGUUUUUGUUAGGUUAUAUUAUAGCAGAUCACACUUAGUUCUUUGUCUAUGUAACUGUUUGUUGUCUAUGGAACUGAUUAGGUAGUUUGCAAACAGUAGAGUACAACCGGUGAUUGUACUAAGGGCGUUAUUAGAUUAGUGAUGAUGCGUGGGAUGUGUUAGAGACACGCAAGUACUAUACUUAAACGGUCUUUUGAACUAUGAUAAGAUUUCGCUCAGUGAUCUUUUUUCCUCCCGUAUGAUAUACAUCAAUGUACGAAUUUCAUGUACAUAAAUAGACUGCUAAGAGGAAAGAAGAAAAAUUAACUAAAUAGAAUAUCGGAAUCACGCGGAAUCGAAUAAUAGUGCUAUUUUCAUUUUCUUCACUUUUCGCGAGUCUGUCCCAAUGGAAAAAAUAACUCCUGGACAAUAUUGAUCGCAAAAGAUCACGAAACAGGGAAUCGACAGGAACAAGAUAGCUGCUCUGAACUGACGAAUAGUAGGUCAAUACAUUCAAGCAAUGAAAACUUCUUUGAAUACUGUUGGCAUCGGAAAAUAUCGAAUAGCAAUGUGAAAGCCGCAGGACUAGUAAAUAUGAUGUCUCUCCGUAGAAUAAUGUAAAUGUAAAGGAUCGCACCCAUUUUCGUCGUGUAAUGAGUAAGUGCACGCUUGAUAGACGAACUGUAAUGUUGAUAAAGUAAUGAUAUCCUUUUUACAUAUAAUCUAGCAUCUAUAAUUUUGUAAAUAAUCUAGCUGGCGGGGCUCGAAGAAAGCUCGAAAAUAUGAAA